Aspergillus niger is the source of this 1839-nucleotide messenger RNA. RefSeq lists its product as uncharacterized. Gene Ontology annotation, molecular function: actin filament binding. The transcript has 3 exons. Lineage: Eukaryota; Fungi; Ascomycota; Eurotiomycetes; Eurotiales; Aspergillaceae. The coding region runs from base 1 to 1839 and encodes 612 amino acids. The record is from RefSeq and is a predicted model, not a curated record. Gene Ontology annotation, biological process: positive regulation of actin filament depolymerization; actin filament depolymerization. Gene Ontology annotation, cellular component: cortical actin cytoskeleton.
AUGUCUAUUAUAAAUGAGUCCAUCUGGGCUGCCAGCCCCUCCACCACCAGGGGUCAGCCCACUCAGCUUUCUGCGGACGCCAAGGGCGAACGGAUUGCAUAUGCGGCAAUCAAAUCGGUUUUCCUCCGCUCGAUUGACAACCCCGCCAUCGCCAGGCAGUACACCGAACAUAAGACGCAGACCACUGUUGCCCGCUUCUCACCCUCGGGCUUCUAUGUUGCCAGUGGUGAUGCCAGUGGUAUAGUGAGAGUCUGGGACUGUGUUGGAGAGGGUAUCACCAAGGGCGAAUACAGCAUUGUGAAUGGCCGGAUCAAUGAUCUUGCCUGGGAUGGCGAUUCCCAGCGCAUCAUUGCCGUCGGUGAUGGAAAGCAGCGCUACGGCCACUGCAUUACUUGGGAUAGUGGUAAUACUGUCGGAGAGAUCUAUGGCCACACCCAACAGAUCAAUUCCGUUUCGAUCAGGCAGCAAAGGCCAUUGCGGGCCGCUGCUGCCGGUGACGACAAGAACCUAGUCUUCUACCACGGUGCACCAUUCAAGUUCAACACGGGAAUCCGGGAUAAGCACACCAACUAUAUCUAUGGAGUCGGCUUCAGCCCGGACGGCUCGACAUUGGUCAGUGUUGGCGCGGACCGCAAGAUCUGGCUGUACGAUGGCAAGACGGGAGAAGUCAGAGGCCAGAUUGGCGAAGGAGAGCACAACGGCAGCAUUUUCGGCCUUUCGUGGUCUAAGGACUCGCGGAAGUUUGCGACAGCCAGCGCAGACAAGACUGUCAAGAUUUGGGACGUGGAAGCGGGCAAGGUUACCCAGAGUUGGAAUAUGGGAGAGGAAGGAGCUGCGAAUGUUAAGGACCAGCAGGUCGGAGUGGUCUGGCCUCAGGGAAGAAGCGAUGGCCUGCUGAUCAGUCUUUCGUUGAGCGGCGACCUUAAUUACCUAGUUGAAGGCACCCCGAAGCCCAGACAGGUCGUCCAGGGACACCAGAAGAACAUCACGUCCUUGACCCAGUCUCGCUCUGGCAGCGAUGCUGAGACCCUGUGGACUGGAAGUUUUGACGGCCGGGUCUGCAGCUGGGAUGUUCCCACUGGGGCUGCGGAAGAAAUGGAAGGUGACAGCCACACGACCUAUAUUGCAGGUCUCGCGCCUACACAGGAAGGCAAUGGUCGGAUCUACAGCGUCGCCUGGGACGACACCAUUCGCUCCGUGGAUAUAGGUGCCAAGACCUAUACCGGAAUCUCUUCUAAGCUGUCGGGACAGCCCAAGGGCGUUGCAGCCGCAAAUGACUUGGUGUUAGUGGGAGCGUCGGAGAGCGUUGAGAUCUACAAGGACGGACAGAAGACUGGCGACUUCAAGCCUGAUUUCCCCGUCACUGCGGUUGCGGCUCAUGGCAACGUUGCAGCUGUCGGAGGUGAAAAUGCGACCGUACAGAUCUUGGAUAUUGCGGCCUCGAGCCUUUCCCCCAAGACUACCAUCAAGGCUACGCGGAAUGCGGUGUCUGCCUUGUCUUUCUCAUCCGACGGAUCUCUCCUGGCCGUGGGCGACUCUCGGGGUCGCAUCCUUGUUUACAAGGUCGCAGACGGUAGCCUUGUUACGGAUCGUUGGACGGCGCACACCUCUCGAAUUACUUCACUUGCCUGGAACGAAGACAAUGACCACCUGACCAGCGGGUCAUUGGAUACCAACAUCUUCGUCUGGAGCUUGUCCAAGCCCGGCGACUGGCUUCAGGUGUCUAACGCUCACAAAGAAGGCGUGAACGGUGUUGCCUGGAUCGCCGGGGGAUCUAAGAUUGCCUCAGCCGGUGCUGAUGCGGCAGUUAAGGUGUGGAAAGUGGAAGGUCUCAAUUAG